Molecule: messenger RNA, 2722 nt
Organism: Synchiropus splendidus (mandarinfish)
Lineage: Eukaryota; Metazoa; Chordata; Actinopteri; Syngnathiformes; Callionymidae
Gene: ppm1g
Product: protein phosphatase, Mg2+/Mn2+ dependent, 1G
Exons: 13
Coding region: 218-1858 (546 amino acids)
Biological process (GO): protein dephosphorylation
Cellular component (GO): nucleoplasm
Molecular function (GO): protein serine/threonine phosphatase activity; cation binding
Source: RefSeq, a predicted model, not a curated record
AGCUGUGACAUCAUCACGCUGCGUGCACGUCAACCACGCCCCCAUUCCAAACGAAAGGGACAUGCGCGUGUCCUGCUGCUCCGGUGUCUGUAUGUGUUGAUAGCGGCUUCUGCUUCCACACGUGCAGUUAUUCAUCUAUGUGAAUCGCUGUAUUUCACUCUCAGUCAGUGUCGUAAUCCCGCUGUCACUAAAGGCACAGAGCCAUAAAAUCAGAAUCAUGGGGGCUUAUCUCUCUCAACCCAACACGAACAAGACUUCUUCAGAUGGCGGCAACGACACCAUGAGCUUCGGCUUUUCUGCCAUGCAAGGAUGGCGUGUUUCCAUGGAGGAUUCUCACAAUUGCAACCCAGAUUUUGACGAAGACACUGCCAUGUUUUCAGUCUAUGAUGGACAUGGAGGAGAGGAAGUUGCCCUGUACUGUUCAAAGUACCUUCCUGACAUCAUCAAGGAGCAGAAGACUUAUAAAGAUGGAAAGCUGCAAAAGGCGCUGGAGGACGCCUUCUUGGCCAUUGAUAGCCGAAUGACCACUGAGGACGUCAUCAAGGAGCUGACUCAAAUAGCUGGACGGCCGACAGACGAUGGUCCUGCAGAAAAGGUGGCAGAUGAAGAUGAUUUGGACACAGAAGAAGCUGCUUUGCUCCACGAAGAGGCCACCAUGACUAUUGAAGAGCUUCUGGUGCGCUACGGCCAAAACCGCAACGCUGCUGCUAAGAAAGCAUCAGGAGAAAAGUCUGGGUCGGAUGCUGACGGACCAAAAGGAGACGGGGUGAAUGGCGAGGUGGCUGAGGAGUCAAACGGGAAGAUGAAGGAAGUCGUGUCGAGCGGCUCUAAACUCACGCAAUGUCCACGAGCAGCAGGCGCUGCUGUACCUGAUGCAGACACUGGGGAAUCUGGAAGUUCCAAUGGAGAAGAAAAACCCGGAAAAGCAGGAGUAGACGCUGGUCCUUCCUGCUCCUCCUCGUCUGCUAAGGCUGCAGGUGAUACCAAGUCCAGAUUUUUCGAUGACAGCGAGUCCGAGGGGGAGGAGGAAAAUGAAGGCAGUGAUACAGAGGACAGCACUGAAGAAGAAGAAGAUGACAGCAGUGAGACGGAAGAGGAAGAAGAUACUGAGGAGGGGGAAGACUCUGAGGAUGAAGAUGAGGAGGGGAUGUGUCUCCCUGGAAUGGAUGGCAAGGAGGAGCCUGGUUCCGACAGCGGCACCACUGCAGUAGUAGCUCUGAUCAGAGGGAAGCAGCUGAUCGUGGCUAACGCUGGAGACUCUCGCUGUGUGGUGUCAGAGAAAGGCAAAGCUGUCGACAUGUCCUACGAUCACAAACCCGAAGACGAGGUGGAGCUGACACGGAUUAAAAACGCAGGAGGGAAAGUGACCAUGGACGGAAGAGUCAACGGGGGAUUGAACCUUUCCAGAGCCAUUGGUGACCACAUCUACAAGAGAAACAAGACUCUCCCGCCAGAAGAGCAGAUGAUCUCAGCCAUGCCGGACGUCAAAGUGCUCACGCUCAACGAUGAUCAUGACUUCAUGGUCAUUGCUUGUGAUGGGAUCUGGAAUGUUCUUAGCAGUCAGGAGGUGAUCGACUUCAUCAGCGAGAGGAUCAAGCCUGACCAGAGUGGCCACACCAGAGCUCUUUCCAACAUAGUGGAAGAGCUCCUGGACCACUGUCUUGCCCCCGACACGUCUGGAGACGGAACCGGAUGUGACAAUAUGACUUGCAUCAUCGUGACCUUCAGGCCACACAAGGCGUCCGCUCAAGGUCAGACAACAGAAGACUGCGAUGACACAAAGAAGAGAAAGCUUCAGGAGGAGGCAGGAGUGGAGCUGGAGAACGGCAACGACAGCAAAAAGGCCAAAAGUGACUAAAACGUAGCAGAGCAGCAGGAUCCUGACUAGACUGAGACACACCACCAAUGCUUUUUGUUAGUUCACACCAACCACCAGAGAGAACAUGAACUCCAUCACCAGCAGAGAUGAGAUCAGCUGUCAAGUCACUUGGUGGUCCCUCACACUUCUUAGUUCUGAACCUCAAACUGACUUUGAACUACGUUUGCAGACGGUCGAAGUCAUCAAGCACAUCUUUUAAAAAACUCCUGCUUCACUGAGAGAUAAGCCCCGACUCUUUCUUCAUAAACUCUCAGUCAUUGGCUGAACUUUUCAUCUACAGUUGGUCAGUGUCACACUAUGAUUUUUGUGGUCGUGUCCGGUCGACACGUUUCUUGUCAGAUCAUUUGUGUCCUUGGUGAUUUAGAAAUGCACUCUUGUCUCUCUCUCAUGUCGGGUUAGCGCUGCGCAGAAUGUGUCGGGCUCGUCUUUAGGACGUCGUCUGUCGGAUGUUCCGUCACAUACUGACUUUUCUUUUUUGUCGUACACAAAACACUUCAUUCCUCCAUCGAGAUGAAUUUUGCUGUUGAAGUCCAGAUGAAAGAAAACACAAGUCUUCACCUUUUAUCACGUCCACCUCUGAAUAUAUCUAUUUUUUUGGAAAUGUGUCCUGAUGCUGGACUGGAUCAGAUGCACCAAUCUUUUCAGGUGGAUGUAUUGUCUCGACUGUUAACAGUUUAUUUUUAAAUCCCCACUUUGCUCAAUGGAGUCAUCUAGUGAGUGUGACUUUAUUUCAUGUGUACGUUCUCCUCACCCUUUUUUCUGUACAUAGACUUUUCAGUGCUUGUGAAGACUGUUGUGUUAUUGUAUGUCAGUGUAACAUUUUUGGUGCAUUCUCUUUGGUCA